This is a messenger RNA of Botrytis byssoidea, 1455 nucleotides long. RefSeq lists its product as uncharacterized. The transcript has a single exon. NCBI's taxonomy places the organism in Eukaryota, Fungi, Ascomycota, Leotiomycetes, Helotiales, Sclerotiniaceae. Gene Ontology annotation, biological process: protein O-linked glycosylation. Bases 1 to 1455 code for a protein of 484 amino acids. Gene Ontology annotation, molecular function: alpha-1,3-mannosyltransferase activity. Gene Ontology annotation, cellular component: Golgi apparatus. The record is from RefSeq and is a predicted model, not a curated record.
AUGCUAUCAAGUAUGUCCUUACCUAGAACGAUAAUCAGACUUCGAAUACCACGUCAAGCCCGAUAUAAAGACUUCAAUAUCAAGUCUCUAAUUUUACUUUGCAUACUUGGUAUCUUGUGGACAUGUAAAUUGACUUCAUUUCUCCACCAUGUGGGUUCUGCAUCGACUCUGAAACCUAUCACGGAAUAUGAGAUCAAGGAGAUUUCUCUUGUCGCUCGCCAUUUUAUCAAAGUACCUGUCUCUGAAGAUGACUUUGGUGAGAUGGGGAGAAGAAUCCAAAUUAUCACAAAAUGGUUAAUGCAAAUCGGUGUGGAGGGUAAUCCAAUCACUACCAAUGCAUUUUUGGAGUACGACGCACUAGUAGAGAAGACCAUCACCUCUAUUUUCCCUUUCAUACAGAGAGGAACUGAAUCGCCAAGCCAGAAUCCCACCCCCUUCGCCAACCUCAGAAAAUCAUUUGUGCCCGGCUCCCGCGGGAUCGUUAUACCUACAGGCAUAAAAGCAUUCCGGUAUACAUGCCAUCUUACCCUCAAUCUCCGUUCCAUUCUCAAAUCAACAUUACCUAUACAAAUAAUCUAUGCCGGUAAUUCGGAUCUUCCACCUCAAUAUCGCUCCGCCCUUCAAUCUCUCUUUUCCAUUUACAAUAUCGAGGCAAUCGAUUUCUUGGAUUUAACAAAGAUUUUGGAUGAUACAACACUGCAAUUAUCAGAUGGAUCGAGUAAAUGGGCUGUCAAACCGUUUGCACUCUUAGCAUCAACCUUCGAACAGGUGAUUUUAGCCGACUCUGAUGCUAUUUUUCUACAGCCCCCGGAAAUCAUUCUGGAUACGCAUGCUGCGUAUGCGGAAACGGGGACUUUAUUCUUCCAUGAUAGACUGAUUGGCAAAAAACUAUAUAGAUAUCGUCAUGAAUUCUGGCGUUGGCAAAUGAAAGAUCACACCCCUAGUCGCACAUUUCGCAAAUCUCAAGUGAUGAAUGAGAACUUUGGACAAGAACAGGAUUCUGGAGUGGUGGUUUUGGACAAGAGCAGAUUGGGAGUUCUUAUGGGAUUAUUGCAUGCGUGUUGGCAGAAUACAUAUGUAGUGAGAGAAAUAAUCACGUAUCGCAAUACGCAUGGGGAUAAGGAAACUUACUGGUUGGGCAUGGAGUUGAGUGGGGUGGAAUAUAGUUUUGCUGAGAAGUAUGGGGGGAUUAUUGGGGGGCAUGUAUGGAAUGUGACGGAUGGGAUAAGGAGGGAGGAUGUUUGUGGGAGUGUUAUUGCGCAUGUGGAUGAGAAGGGGGAGUUGCUGUGGUUUAAUGGUGGGUUGGUGAGGAAGAAGAGUGAUAGUGAGGGGAUGAGAACUUUUAUGGAUGUGAAGGAGGAUAUGAGGUGGGCGUUGGAUGGUAUUGGAGGUGGAAUCGAUGGGGGAAUGAAUGUGAUGCGGCGUGUAUGGAGGGUGGAGCGAUUAGGAAUAUGA